AUGUCGACUUCGAAGCCUGAUCACGUCGAUGUGUUGAUCGUUGGAGCUGGUCCGGCAGGAUGUAAGCCCAUUUGUGUGGCUAUGCGGAAGCCUUCGACCCAUCACUGCCCGCGCGAAUGAGGCUGAGCUGUUCCGUCCUUGUUCACCAAUUUCAGUGAUGCUCGCGACUUGGCUCUCCAAGCUCAAAAUCUCGACGCGCAUCGUCGACAAGCGCAAUACCAAAGUCUUCACCGGUCAAGCCGAUGGACUCCAAUGCCGGUGGGUGACCUGAAGGAAUUCUCUUGCUUGCGUCUCGAACGAGUCCUAACGAAGUUGCGCCACGACAUCGCCCUCUCACUGCAGUACGGUCGAGGUUUUUCAGUCUUUCGGGUUCGCGGAGCGACUUGUCAAAGAAGGUGCACACGUCAACGAAGUGGUGAGAAAGAAGGCCUGCAUAGAUUCUCGAUUGUCGUCUCUGCAUCCUUGUACUGAAGGUCUUGCGUCUUUAAUUAGGUGUUCUGGAAUCCCGACGGCUCGAACGGGAUCGUCCGAACUAAACGAACUCCUGACAAUGCACCCGGAACAUCCCGCUUUCCGCAUGCGGUCUUGACUCAAGGUCGAAUCGAGAGGUUCAUGCUCGACGCCAUGAAAGAGUUCGGUACGAUGCGUUGUAGUAUUCUGCGUCUAGUAAGUCGGCCGAGCUUGUCGCUGAGACCAGAUAGACCUGUCGAUUCUCAGAUGGUUUGGAAGUCGAAAGGGCUCGUCUGCCCAUGUCGAUGCAAGUCGACGAAUCGCUCCUCAGUGACCCCCAAGCCCAUGCAAUCACCGUCACGCUCCGUCACCUGUCGGAAGAAGAAGCGACCCCCACUCAAGUCGGCACGGUCCCGAACGGCAUGUUUCGAUCGAAUCUACUUUCGGACGAAGAAGCCGAUGCAGCGAUGCCGAGUAACCAGCCUGGGUUGGAAGAGGUCAUCAAGGCCAAAUAUGUUGUGGGGUGCGAUGGAGCGCGGAGUUGGGUGCGCAAGCAGUUGGGUUUGACCCUCGACGGUGAAAGUGCGGUACGCCAGUUGGAGCGAUUGUGGGUUUCAAGCGCGUCAACUGUCACUCACCUUGCUGCUUGGUCGGAUAGGGAGCUGCGUGGGGAGUGCUCGAUGCCAUCGUCAAGACGUGAGUGUCUUCCCAAGUGAUCUUCCUCUUUGUCCUAAUGCUGAGUGACUUUCCUUCUCGUGCUAUUCUGAAGUGACUUUCCCGACAUGUGAGCAAUGUUCCGAGUGUUCUUUUCACUUGGACGGUCACACUGAUCAUUCAAGUACGACAAAUCGACCCACAGUCGACUCAAAUGCACUAUCCACUCCAAGGACCAAGGGUCUAUACUCAUCGUCCCACGCGAGCGCAAUCUCGUGCGCUUCUACGUCCAACUCGGUUCGAUCAACCCCGGGGAGCGGUACGAUCGCGACUCGGUAACGCCGGCGUCGAUCCUCGCCAAGGCGCAGGCGAUCAUGCACCCUUACAAGCUCGAGACGCCGUUCGUCGAAUGGUACACAUGUUAUGAGAUCGGGCAGAGGAUCUGUAAGGAUGUCACGAGGGAUGGAAGGGUCUUUAUUGCCGGAGGUGGGUUGCUUCGGAUUUCGAGUGAUCGCUUGUUCACCUACAUCUAUCGAAUUUGACGCCGUGCAACCCCCCACCUAUCUUUCCAAUUCAGAUGCCUUUCACACCCACUCGCCCAAAGCCGGUCAAGGCAUGAACGUUUCAAUGAGUGACACCUACAAUCUAGGAUGGAAGCUUGCUCACGUGCUCCAACGCAAGGCGGACCCCAGCCUCCUAUCUACUUACGCCUCGGAGCGGCACCAAACCGCUCAAGAGCUGAUCGAUCUCGACCACAAGCUAUCGCGCAUGUUCUCCUCCGCACCUUCAACGGAAGAAGGUGAACCAGGUGGGGUCUCAUUGAAAGAGUUCACGGCAUUCGUGAUCAAGAUGGGUCACUGGGCCUCGGGCACGGCAGUGCAUUACAAGGAAUCGAUCGUGGUCGCCGCCGAAGCGACUACCAACCUCCUCGCGCCUGGUCUCCCGCUUGGCAAGCGGUUCGAAUCGCACCAAGUCGUCUCCAUGGCCGAUGCCAGACCUUGGCAUCUGGGCGAUCGACUCGAGUCGGAUGGAAGGUGGAGGAUCAUCCUUUUCGCAGGGGACGUUCGGGACUCGGCGCAAAGACAAAAUUUGGACGAGGUCGCGGCUUACCUCGAUUCGACGGACGGUCCGAUUCGUUCCUAUACACCUCCGAAGGACGACUUGGAUUCGGUGCUCGAGAUCCUGACCAUUAUUUCUAACCCGCGGGUGACGCAUGAACCGAAUGACUUUCCGUGCGUAUGAUUUCCGCGUUCCGGAAAGCCCCUCUCCGCACUGACACACUCGAAAUUUGUGCGCGUCCAACCGUCGUAGCGACAUCCUCUGGCCCCCAAAGGGCGCGUUCGGCUCGCGUGACUAUCUCAAGAUCUUUUCCGACGAUGAGAGUUGGUUCUCCGGCCAUGGUCAGAUUUAUGAACGCCUUGGGAUCGAUAAGCAACAAGGUUGUGUGGUGGUGGUACGACCUGAUCAGACGGUUUCGUUGGUCGUGGGGUUGGACGAGGUGAAGAGGGUUGGUGAGUGCCGAGUGUCGAAGGCGAUGGAGAAAAUGUUAUGAUUCUGACUAUAUUGUUCUUGUUUGGUGUACUAGGUGAGUUCUUCGCCGGCUUCAUGAUCCCGGUCGUAGCCUCGUGA
Messenger RNA from Microbotryum saponariae, 2733 nucleotides. The record is from the annotation of a GenBank genome assembly. NCBI's taxonomy places the organism in Eukaryota, Fungi, Basidiomycota, Microbotryomycetes, Microbotryales, Microbotryaceae.